Messenger RNA from Dreissena polymorpha, 2746 nucleotides. RefSeq lists its product as uncharacterized. Bases 96 to 410 code for a protein of 104 amino acids. The transcript is spliced from 5 exons. The record is from RefSeq and is a predicted model, not a curated record. Lineage: Eukaryota; Metazoa; Mollusca; Bivalvia; Myida; Dreissenidae.
UGAUGGUCACCACUUCCUGUUAAACGACGCUUUUAAUUGGAGACGUGUAUUUCAUUAAUUGAGCAGCUCUGUAUCGACUUGUUCAUUUUAUCAAGAUGGCGUGCAUCAAAGUUAUCGCGAUAGUUUGCAUUUUCUUUCAGUUUGUUGAAAUCAACUGUGUCAAAAAGCCUGAUGACAUUAGUGAUGAAAUGUAUUGCCUUGGAUGUGAAGCUACAAUCAAAGAGUUGGACUUCAUGUUGCGUCGCAAACCUACUAGAGGCAUGGGAGAGACUGUCAGUAGGGCGCUCAUGAAACUGUGUGAAAAGAACAACUUUGACAAGUACGACUUGGACAGCAAGAAAGUGCUUAAAGUCUGUCAGCAUAUCAAAGAGGAAGAUGCGGUUGAGGCCAUACUGAUUACGGACUUAUAACAGGAUGCACAACAUGGGAAAGCAGACCACAUACCUCGAGAUGACAGAGAAAAUCUGUAGCACUCUUCUCAAAGCAUGCCAAAAAAGAAACUUCAUGGAUUCUCAUGGACCUGAUGGUGGCAUAUCGUAUGACCCCGAAACUGCAGAGUUCCAAAUCACCAAUGGCAAGAAAGUAAGAGUGGCUAGACCAGUACAUAGCAACGGGUCCAGCAACAACGACAAGCCUCAAGGGAAUGCUGACAAAGUUACCAUAGAAACACAGCCUCCUGCAAAAUCUGAAAGCACUCCAGAGGAGCAUUCACACGAUCACGAGGAACUGUAGGGAUUGGACAUGCAUUCUAUAGGACCUCUAACACAUUGUUUGGGCAUGAAGAAAUUACAAAUUCUAAAAGUGAUCUUUAUACAUUGGACAGGUAAGUUGAUGUUGAAAAUUUGUUAGGAUAGACAGUUGCGAGUGUAGGCUGCAAAUGUGUUGUAUAUAUUGACAGUAGUUUAGCUGAUGAUGGACCAAAUUUUUUUUCAAAAUAAAAGUUGUGUUUAAUAACUAUUUUUAUCUCCAUGAGUUUUAUCAGAAUUUGUACAUAACUAAGCAUUUGUAUCCCCAGUGUGCAAUUUGAUGGUAAAUAUUUUGCUAAUAUGUAUUCAUUGUUGCUUAGUUCAUAUUUGUGUAAAUAGAAGUUGGAAAUGUUUUUAUUUUUAAUAAUACAGACAUUUAUCACCACUGAUAUGAAUUGUUUUCAUAUGCACAAUGAAUAAUGGGUAUGAUAAUUAAAUGAUACAUACCGUUAUUAUGGGAAUUUCUUAAAAGAAAGUUGAAUUUCAACUAAAUCACUGGUUGAAACAAGCACAAGCCAGUAUGGCAUGGCAAAUUUUUGUCUACGUAGAUUUUCUUUAGAAUGAUACAUGAACUAGAUUGCAGCAAUUUUCUUGGUCACAAGUAAUAGUAUAUAAAUUCUAAAAUUUGCUUGGUUUGUUUGCAGAUUGUUUUUAUGAAAUGUGCCUUGAGCAAUAUGUUAAUUUACUUUUAUUAAACAUGAUCAAUUUGACAUUUAAGGUGGCCAAAAUACUCAGGCACGUAAAGAUGCCUUUUCAGAUGUUGACAAAUAAUUAUUCUCCAUGGUUAUUGCUUAUUAUAUUAUUGUCUUUAAAAACAUUGACACUUUACAUUUUUGUUGCCCAGACUGUUACAUAGCAAAGUUACACUGGAAUCACCAUGGAAAUCUGUCUGUCUGUUUAUAUGUCUAUUCAUAAACUCAAACUUGUCCUUAGGUGUUCUCCUACACUUUCCAAGGUACAACAUUAAAACUUGAAGAAGUUGUGCAUAUGUGAAUUAUUUCAUACUAGGUUAAAAAAUGCAGAAGGUACGCCCUUUGUUCAACUUUGUGGGUGCAAAAGUUAUGGUUUUCACAUAAUUAUUGUUGCUAAAGACUUAAUAAGGCAAAAACAUACAUCUCUGAAACUACACAAUCAAGCAUUUUAUAUUAUGUGUGCAUCACUGUUUAUUUGUUCUUUACUUUGUUUCAUACAAUUAUGACCGGCCAAAUUAUUUUUGAAGUUUCACAAAGCAUAAUAACAUUCCCUCUAAAACCAAGGCUCAAAGGUUUCUCGUAUUUGGUAACAUGGUAUUUAGGUUCUCUUCAAACUUUGUUUAAAAAAUGCCCUAUGGGGUCAAAAAAUGUCAUGCUUCAGGGGCAAAAUUUGAAUUUCUACAUAUUUUAUAUCUAAAUUUGUCAUAAGGUGAGCGUCUACUUGAAGAAUUUAAGAAAUGUCUUUCAUACAAAUCAUGCAAAAGUUCUCAUAUGCUCCACAUUGUUAAAAAAUCUUUAUUACAUUAUGUUCGCAAAUUGAUUUGUUUGUUGUUUUUUUUCCGCAAAACAGCCUCAUAUUUAGAUUAGAUAUUUACCUGUUAUCUUCUUUGUUGUUUGUUUUCAACCUCCUUUGUGCAAUUUGACAACUCUUUAUGUGCAAAAAUUUACAGUUUCAUGCAACUCGUAUUUGUAUAGGGUAUCUUGUUGCGAGUAAAUAUGCUAUCGAGUCUUUUUGUUGUCAUAAUAGGUUUAUGUUAUUAUGUUCACAUUGUUUUACACAUUUAAUUUAUUUAGUACUGUUGCAGCAUAUUAUGUUUAAAAAACUAUUCAAAUGUUGUGUUUUUCUGAAUCUUGAAACUGUUUUCUUUUAAUACUUGUAUAUGUCUAUCUAAUUUAAUGUAGUUUUGUUUUGUUUGUAACCAAUCUGUUAUACAUUUUAUAUUCAUUCCGCAAAUUUCUAUUUGGUGUGAUUACUAACAUUAUAUGUAUGCUAUAACAUGUUGACAUUUCAAUAAAGUUUCAUUCUGA